Nymphaea colorata (pocket water lily) is the source of this 5686-nucleotide messenger RNA. RefSeq lists its product as uncharacterized. The transcript has 6 exons. Gene Ontology annotation, molecular function: zinc ion binding. Bases 442 to 2055 code for a protein of 537 amino acids. The record is from RefSeq and is a predicted model, not a curated record. NCBI's taxonomy places the organism in Eukaryota, Viridiplantae, Streptophyta, Magnoliopsida, Nymphaeales, Nymphaeaceae.
GGGAGGACAACUCCGACUCAAACACUGCGUUGUUCGUGAAGAGGAAAAAUAGGGGAAAAGAGGGAGAACAAGAUCCUUCAUUAAUAACAGUUUGCAGUUUUGGUUUUCCUUGGAGAAGUCGGUGAGAUUCUUUCUCCGGAUCCUUUUUUGUACUUGGAGGUACGCCGAAUCACCAUGUGCGGUUCUGCAACAGGAAAGUUCAGGUAUCGCAGAUUGUGAAGUUCAUCUAUCUAUUUCUCUUUGUUUCAAACAAUCAAUUUGAAGAGUCUUUGCAUAUAGAAAUCAUUGCUGUACUUUCUGGAUUCAAUUGUGGAUAUCUUGAGAGAUAUUGGGUUUACCUUGUUUCUGCUUUUGUGGGCACUUGGAAAUCGGGCUAACGACUUUCCUGGUUUCCGUGUUAUGACCAUUGGCUCAUUACGAUAGAAUCAACUCGAAUUAAUUAUGGUUGCAUUGUCCUCCGAAAAACCUCCAUCGUAUGUACCAGACCAUGUAAUUUUGUGUAGUAGUUGGCCAAGAGAGGGUGAGCUUCAUCAUCUUAUCAUGGAAAAUCUAGAGCGUGGUUUAGGUUGUAAAGAUAAGACAGUCCUGGUCGAUGUCCAGGAGAGUGUCAGGCCUUUGGAAAAUGCUUUGGUUCCAUCGCCAGGGAAAAUGACUGGUUUUGUUUACAAGAGGCGAAGAACGACUGGGAAUUCUGUGGCGUUCACCAGUGCACAAACUAGUGAGACCGUAGCGAUUUGCAGGCCAGUCCUGGACAGUGGUUGCAUGGGAAAGCAAGAAGUUCUCAAUGAAAAGGAUGGCAACCUGAGUCCUGGGUCGAUGACAAACUUGAAGCAUGUGCCAUCAUCUUCAGUACAGAUUGUCGAGGUGAACGAUGAUCUUCCGGCUCAAACCGAUUCGAGACUAGAGGUCUGUAGACCUGCCUUGGAGGACAUUUGUUUAGGAAUGCAAGAAGUGGAUGAUGACGAAGAUGGUAAUAAUAUGAACAUUGGCCCAUUAGGGGCCGAAAAUUGCAGUUCUUCAUCAUUGAAUGAAGUUGUCAAGGUGAAGGAUGACCCCAUUGCUCAAGCUGGUGAAAUUGUGGAGGUUUGUGGGCCAACUCAGGAUGAUGAUUGUUUGGGAAGUCAAGAAACAGAUAAUGAAGAGGAUUGUAACUUGAAUCUUGGCUCAUUGGCUUUAGGAAAGCGUGCUUGUGCGUCUUCAGUGGAGUUUAUUGACUUGAUGGAUGAUAAUAAGAGUGUUAAAAAUUGGUGCGCCUUGACACUAAUGAAGCAUGGGUUGAUAACUGCAACAUCGAAGACUUCUAAGGUGCAUUCGAUAUGUGCGCAAGUGGUAGUUGAGGAGGCAAGUAAUGUUGAGCCAUGCAAGGUUUGUGGGGUAUCAGAUAGUUUAGACAAGAUGUUGAUUUGUGAUUCAUGUGAUGAAGCGUUUCAUUUGGCAUGCUGCUACCCUAAGAUGAAAAGGAUACCAAUUGAGUGGUGGCAUUGCCGUCAGUGCAAAUCUAAGAAUAGGAAAGCUUUUUCCAAGCUUAUUGUUGGAGAUUCUGAGGCAUCAGCUGAAUCAGAAAAAUUGGGCAGUGACCUUAUAUCAUUUAUGCUUCGAGACACAGAACCUUAUACCACGCAAGUACGAAUUGGAAAAGCUUUUCAAGCUGAAGUGCUGGAAUGGGGUGGCCCUGUUAUGGUCAAUACUUCCAGUGGUACUGAUAAUCCAUUCCAUGGAACACCUUUAGAAGCACUGCAUGAAGAGCAUAAAAUUAAAAAGUGCAAUAGCGAUACAUCAAUAGGGAAUUGGCUUCAGUGUCAACAUGUGAUCUCUGAUGAGUCUGGUCAAGGAAAGCGUGGUGUUAUAUGUGGAAAGUGGCGUAGGGCUCCACUUUUUGAAGUACAAACAAGUGACUGGGAAUGCUUUUGUACCGUUCUUUGGGAUCCAAGCCAUGCUGACUGUGCAGUGCCUCAGGAGAUUAGUACUGAGGAGAUCAUGAAGCAUCUAAAAUUUAUUGAAUUGUUAAAAAGUCGAUUGGCUGGAAAGGCAAGGAAUCCAAACAGUCAGUUCUGAACGGUUAAACCUAAAUUUGAUUUGUGAAAUAUGAUGUAGUCAUUCUGAUAAAUUUUGUAGCUAAAUCUGAACAUGUGAAAUAUGGAAUACCUGUCCUUGUCAGUUUGCCUGGUUAGUAUACAACGUCACAUUGUUAUUGAUGUAAAGAAGGGAAAAAAAAAGACAAAAAUGAUUGAAAUUUCAUGUCAAUGGUUGCAUCUGUAUAUUGUCCAGUUUUUGUCUGUUGCUGGUACAGAUGCAUGCUGUAGUAAUACUUUUUAUAACUAUAUGAAAGCAUUUAUUGCAAGGAUGCCUUUCAUGGCUUCGUAGUUUGUAAGUUGUUAGUGCAACGUUUUUAUAAUGGCAAUGACAAAUUCCAUUUUGGGACAUGCAAUCUGAGCAGCUGAAUCCGUGGUCUGUGAAAGACUGAACACAUAUGUGAGACUGUAUUAUAGAUACAUUUUUUUAUGUUGGGUAUCUGCCACAUAAGGGAAAAAAUAGAUAUUGUUAUGGAAGGGAAUAGAUUAACCCUUUUGCGGUACUGUGGGUUCUUAAUUUUAGAAAUUGCAGGAUGUGCAUGAAUAGUCUGUGUUCCUAUAACAGACAUCUUCUAGCACCUAGCUCGCAUUUGAUAUGUGAAUUGGGAGUAUGGGUUUAGCUUGAUAUCAUGAUCUUAUCUGUGUAUUAUGUAUUUGUGGGGACUUUCAGUGGACCAUAUUUGCAAGGAGAUCUACAUUAGGCAUUUCCAAUGUAAUCUCUAUUCUCCACUAAAGGGAAUGAGCCUCGUUGCAAGGAAGAUGAUCCAACUGAGCAUCAUUCAACAGAUAAUGGCAGUUCUUUACAGUAGGUGGUGCUAAUGGAUAGAAGGAUGCCUCAUAUGCUUCUGUCUUUUUGAAAAUAUAAGUGCAGAGUGAUUUGUCCAGAAUGAGAGUUACUGCUUAAACCUUUUGUAUCUUCAAGCAUGUCAUGCCCGGUUCCCCAGGGCGCGACUUCUAUUCUCAACAGUAAAAGGAUUAGCUAGCUCAAGUAUGCUGUUUCAGAACCAUGGUCCCAGUAACCAAAGGCAACCCAAUCCUAGCUUCUUGAUAGAAAGUUAGGAUGGCUAUAAUGUCUCUCUUGACUCCCUGCUUUGAAGUCCCUAAGGGCAGCCACCUCUAACUUUGAAGUGGGAUAUCGGGAUGGAAGAUUAUGUCUCUCAGCACCCUAGACUAUGCAUCUGCACUUAUUAUGGUCCUUUCUUUUUACAAUUGUUUGUUUCUUUACUAAAGGAUCAGGUUGGCUUCUUUGGGUUUCUGAUGCUUGCUACACGCUUUCUCAGCAAAGUUAUGGAGGGAAACAAGGUGAGUACCAUAGAGGUUUGCGAAACAUAAGAGUAAUUUUGAUUCUUGAUUCAUAAUCUCUUUAUUGGGUUGAUCAGUCACUGGCAUAGUAUAAGGACAUUAAAUCAUGCCUAAUCCUGUCUUUGUUAGGGGCUCAGUUGGAAGCAGAUUAAGACGAUCAUGUCCUUUUCUUUUGUUUUUACAAUCUGGCUGGCCAUUCUUCUAAAAAAAACUCAAGAACCUUAAUUCUUGUUCCUAAAAGUAAACAUUGACCAGACUAUUUGUGUAUAUUGAUGGGAAACGUUGCAUGAGACCAUAUUUGAUAAGUGUAUCUGUGGGUGCUCUUGCAGGUAAAAUAAGCUUAUGUUCCGAGGAAAUUUAAGAAAUACAUGGAAAAUGACUGAACUAUAAAAUAUACAUAACAUGAUAUAUGAACAACCAUACCUGCACCCAAGUUCAAUUCAAAGGCAGUGUUUUUUUAGGGCCAUGUGCCAUAGUUUAUCAGUGAAUGUCCCUGACCUAGAUGGGUCAUUUGCUUCUUGUGUUAUUAUGAUGGUGUUCACCAUAAUCUCAAGGGAAAAACCAGUUCUGCAGGGCAAACUUGUGAGCUCAAACUACUUAAGAUGAAAGUAUUAGGGAGGGCUUUCUGGGACCUGCUCCUGAACUGAAUGAAAGUUCACUUCUGUUAGGCGCCUGCUCAUAAAUUUCAACCUAAUCCUUAACCAAUACCAAAAAGAUCUUAUUUGUAUUAGGAAUUCCUGAUUCUUAUGUGUGUGUUUGUAUAUAUCUGUGAUUAAAUGGUCAUUCUAAUGGAAUUUGCAUAGUUUACCUACCCUCUGUGGUCAGGUGCCCAUAUUACCAUGUUUCUUGACCUGAACUGUUUGUGAAGCUUUCCUAUGCCAGUCAUCAUUCUUCAAGAUAAACCUAUUGAAACUCAAGCUAUGUCCUUGGUAAAAUAGAAAUUUUGUUUAUAGCAGUUGGUGUCAAUCUGAUCUGUAGUUUAGAUGAGCAUGAAUUGAUUUUAUCAGGUAGGUUCAAAACCAAGUUUGACAAAGAUUAUUUUCCUAGUUUAGAUUCGGCCUAAUUACUUGGAGACCUACUAUGUUUGUGCAUAUAUUUGGAUUGGCCUUUUUGAGCGAGGGCAAGGCUCAGGUUGGCUUAUGCGUUGGCAUUGAUGCCCAUGGUAUUGUCCAGAUCUCCUCCUAUGCCAAUGAACCUCGGCCUGCUAUUUCAAGCUUAGACUAUGAUUUCAAGUCUCAGCCAGAGGAUGAGCCUAUGGCUCGUUGGUUGUGCAAUCAACUUUGCAGCUGGUUCCGUCUGGCCAGGCUAGUUCCAUGCUUUUGGCUUUCAAAGCAUGGCAGCUUGUAGUCAGUUUCUGGCCUUUCUGGUUGAAGCCUGAGUCGGGGGUUUGAACGUCAGCACACUCUGGUCCUUUGACUGGCUGAUUUGACUAUUCAGUCGGCUUGUUGACUCUGGUCAGCACUUUUGAUAAGCUCUCUAGCCUGGAUAGAGUUCUGUUCUAUUAUGUAUCUGAAUAGCAAUUGAUUAUGUCAAACUUGCUGCUAUAAGUUACUUUUGGGGGCCAAUUAAAUUAAAUUUGCUUCCGUAAUGCGUAAGUCUGAGCCAGCUUGAUCAUUUAUGAUGACAUGACGAGCAUAGGCAAGUCUCAUCUGUACAGGUGGUCACAAAUUUCUAAGGUGAAUAUAUCAAAUGAUUGUAUAAACUCUGCAUGUGUAACUUUUGGAAAUUGAAAUUUGAUAUCAAAUUUGUGAUAUCUGCAGCAGCGAGGGAUUUUUUUUUUUAUGCUUCAUAUGUUCUGUAGGAAAAUAUGCACAUACUUCCCUAUUGCAUUUUGGAAUAUAUCUAAUAUUUUUUAGGGCUUGUUUAUGAAGUAGCAUAUCUGAAAAGGAUCUUGAUUGUUGACCACCUUCGUAGAAUGAUUAAAUCUGAUUCAGCCAUGUUAACAGCCUAUAUAAACGAAGAGAGCAGCUCGAUAUUGGUUAAAAAGUGAUUGGACAAAUGCAAGAAGACUGAAAGAAUUACGUGCUAAUUGACAUAGCCGGAGCGUGACUCUCUUAACCAAGGGGUACAAAGUAGCAGAAAAACUGCUACCUGAUACUGAGCUCAAUAUACUGCCAUGUUUCAGAACAAAUGAUUCUCAGUCACUGUCACUCUUAUGCUCAGUCUUGAUUUGCAAGUGAAAAUGGAAACAUACAUCCAUGUGGAUGCCCAUCGCAGAUUAUACAGCAUAUUUGAUAACUGAUACAUCAGCUCAAAUCAGAUACCCUCAUGUUUGCAAUAGUUGAUACAGCAUGCUCUUCAUUUUUAUCUCC